Molecule: messenger RNA, 3213 nt
Organism: Drepanopeziza brunnea f. sp. 'multigermtubi' MB_m1
Lineage: Eukaryota; Fungi; Ascomycota; Leotiomycetes; Helotiales; Drepanopezizaceae
Source: RefSeq, a predicted model, not a curated record
AUGGCCGGACCAGCCUCCUCCUCCAUGUUCACACGCCUCACGAGCGCGUAUAGGCUGUUGACGCUUCGAAGCGACAUUGACAACAUCAUCCUGGAAUUAUUGGGCCAGUUCUCGCUGGAGAGGAUAUACUGUGACGGCGACAAGGACACGUAUCAGCACCUGGUCAUCACGCUGUUGGCGCAACUGAACGUCAUAUUCCAUGUCCAGAGACUGUCGCUGCCGUCGGAGCUCCAGCAGGUCGGCUGGUAUUUGGGCUUUCUGGCAAGCUGGGAGGUGACGCUUCGCGCCAUGGAGUUUGUGCUGAAUGUGAUCGAUGAAGGGAGAGAAAGCCUCUGGGAGGCCCAGGCGCUGAGAGAUCAACACCUCCCCGAGUUGCUGCUGAACGCCCUCAGAUUUGCUACGCUUCAUCCCAAGACAUCAAAUCAACGCGCCAAAGACCGCCGCGAUCGAUUUGCGCGCAUCCACAGAUCUUUGGAGCGAGUUGUGGACAGUUAUCCAGGCCCUGGAUCCUUCCUCUUGUCGAUAUGUAAGGAGGUGACGGAUUCGCUUCGCACAGAUCCGGAUGGUCUUGGUCUCCCCCCACGGAUGAGAUCCGAAUUGCCAAAUUUGGCCACAGAAUUAUACCCGCUACCUGAGUGUCUUACAUCUCAGCACGUAGCCAAUCUCGUUUCCCAAGGUGGCUUGCCCGGCGACUGGCUUGCUCAGUUCAUGGCGCUUCGAGAUGUUUCCCAGUUCGUGGUUGGAGCCUCGGUUCAGUAUACCGUCAAGAGAGAGACGCGAGAUAUGAGGCUCCAGACUACCUCCGCCAGGACACGGAAUGCGGUAUUGCACGUUCUCGAAAUCAUCCGGACGCCCGCACAUAUCUCCAAAGUGGACCUGGUCUCGUACUUCAGCGACACAUUUCGAAUCAUCCUUCCGGAUACACUUUUGUUAACGAGGAGAGGCUCCUCAGAUGCCCUAGCUGAUGAGACCGAUAUUGACGCCAUAGACGCUCUUUGCACGAGGCUAUGCGAUCGGCAGGUUCUGAAUCGAGUGAGCGAUAGGGAAAUGAUGCAUAGCAUCUCACAGGUAUGUAAGAAAGUAGAAGUUCUACACGAUCCAAGUGGCCAAUUGAGGACGAAUCGGCCGAAGGUAUUUGUGGUGAAUUGUGAAGGAUGUCAUGUACUGGGAGAUGGUCAGCUCAAGGCGUCGGGCAAGCUGAAUCUAGCUCUGGAUACAAGAGAUGCAUCAGAAGUCUACCUCCCACUGAACUCCAAAUGUCUUGUCUGCGGAGAAGUGAUCAGCAUGAUGCGCGAAAUACCACUGGCGAGACAGACGUGGGAGCUUUUGAAGCCUCUGGAGUCGAAUGCCGACACUAUAAACGUGGAACGGCACUUGCCCACCCAGUUUCAAAUGGCCCCAAAAUUUGAUGCUAAUAUCCCUUACAAUCACGGAUGUGGGAACAUGUUCCGAGAAGGCAGGCAUCGAUCAUUCGAGCCUGGUGCAUCCAGCCCUCCACCAGGUCAUAUCCAGAUUCCACCAAGCUCCCCCGAUAGGACCAGAUCUAUGCCUGCUACAUUUCUUGUAUCUCCUAGCUCACCGGGGCUGGGUAGGAGACUGGAUACGCCGCGAACAGACUUUGCCCCAUCCGAAGAAUUAACUUCUAGCGACGGCGCAACAUACUUUGAUACGCCCGGCAUCUCACCAGAUCCUUCCCAAAAGCCGACCGCGGCCCCUAUGGAUACAAUCUCGCCACUUUCGCCAACUUUCACAGUUCCUGGAGGUAGCCAACCUCGAUUACACUCUAACUCGACAAUAUCGUUUGAGCCAGAAGCACUGCCGAGAAGUCGGACGGCUUCCUCGCCCGCGCUAGCAGAGAAAAGCAAGUCAAGAUCCUGGCGAUCGAAACUUACAUCUUCGAAGAAAGAAUGUUCAAAGGCGACUCCGGGAGACGUUAGUUCUAUAUCAUCGACAACCCUGGAGUCGCAGAAACUCGACGAGAUAUGCUUGAAAAAUCUGACCAGCUCGUCCAAGAUCUCGAGGGGUAAGAGCGGAAAGAACAUCAAUGUUGCAAUAUCACAGAACUCGUGUUACGUGCUUUUCUGGACACAGGCGUCCAUCAACAUAUGGGAUGUCAGCUCUUCCUCGCCUAUCCUCGGGCGAGCGGUCUUGACGGAAAGCAAUUGCGUUUUAGCAGCAGUUACGAAAGUCUACCUGGCAUAUAUUAUUGGCACCAGGGACCAGAAACUCACACUUCGAAUCGUGAAUCUAAUACAGCCCUCGGUCCCAAUGAUAGAAUACCGAAUGCCCUCUUCGCCUUGGUGUCACAGCAUUUGUAUCGACCCCAAGGAAAACCACGUCGUAGUCGGGUUUGACAAUUCCACCGUCCGCUUUUUCAGCACCGCCAGAUCCGAAGAACCCCGUGAAGAGCGUCUUCACAUCCGCAACCAUAGGGACUGCAGGCAAUGCCCUCCAAUCGAUACAUUAUCCUUCUCUAACGACGGACUGGUUCUCCUCGCCAGUACACGCGGCCCUAAGAACGGGAUCAUACAGAUAUACUCUUGGCGCUUCCCCUUCGAAGAGAGUCAGGAGCUCACCACAUGCCGCUACCACGUGCCGCUGCACGAAUCCGAGGAUAACGGCGUGUCAUCGGCCAUCUUCCGCUCUGGGGUGGGUGGCGAGGAGAACCUAGUCUGCAUCUCAACAUGGACGCAAUCCGGCGUCCCAGUCCUCGUCCAACCGCAAGGUGGUCAUCGCAGCGAGAUCAGAACCGACUCCUCCGCUCACCAAGGUAAGCUCGGUAGCAGGAUCCAAUGUGCGGCAUUCUCCCCCACCGGUAGCGAGCUGGCCAUGGUGAACGACAAAGGCCAUCUGUAUCACAUCUCCCACCUGAACGCGAAUCCGAUGGAAGUCAAGCGGAUCGCGACGUCGAAGGAGUUGACGACGAAAUCGAGUUUCUUCGCCAUGACCUUCAUGCGGCUGCUGGAUGAGGAUGCGGUAGUGAUGGCGUGGGCGGACUCGGGGAAGAGCAUGGGGUACGUCAAGAAAGUACCGGUGGGGUAUAGCGAUACAGCGACCCCGCGCACGACUCUGACACCCGGCUUCUUCCAUUCUCCUCGCUAUGAACUCCCCAGCGAAGGCAGAGAGAUUCCCAAGCCGCCGGUGGAGCUGAGCGUCACUGAGAUCCCGGCCCCGCUCCACAUUGUGAAGGGAUAUCCGAAAGAGAAGCCCUGA